AUGGGUUGUAUGGGAAAUUACAAGGUACCCACUGGCAUCCGCACAUUACAUAGAGGUUAUCAGAAGGGCCCCGACCUAGGAGCAAGAAGUUUGCUUGAUGAGUGGUUUGCUCUAUGUCAGAAGCUUGCUAUUGCAGCAGAACAUGGCUAUUUUGUCAGAUGGAACAAAGCAGCUGAAUGGGAAUCAAGCUAUCCAAACCAUGAUUUUGAGUGGAAGCACAACGUUGAACCGGUCAUGCAAGUUUACAUCGAAACAACUGAUGGGUCCUCCAUAGAGCCAAAGGAAAGUGCUCUAUUAUGGCAUUAUCUGGAUGCAGACCAUGACUUCGGUUCCUGCCAAGCAAAGGAACUACUGGGUCAUCUUGAAAGGGUGCUAUCAAAUGAACCUGUUGUUGUGAAGUGUGGUCAUUACAUUGUAGAAGUCAAACCACAGGUCUAUACCAUUUGAAUUUAUUACUACAUUUUUUCACUUUCAACUCAUUAUGUCCAGUUCACACUAAAUGAAAUACAUUACUUGUGCAG
Messenger RNA from Oryza sativa Japonica Group (Japanese rice), 521 nucleotides. Its product is annotated as probable alpha,alpha-trehalose-phosphate synthase [UDP-forming] 10. Gene Ontology annotation, biological process: trehalose biosynthetic process. Gene Ontology annotation, molecular function: trehalose-phosphatase activity. Gene Ontology annotation, cellular component: cytosol. The record is from RefSeq and is a predicted model, not a curated record. NCBI's taxonomy places the organism in Eukaryota, Viridiplantae, Streptophyta, Magnoliopsida, Poales, Poaceae.